Aspergillus calidoustus is the source of this 843-nucleotide messenger RNA. The record is from the annotation of a GenBank genome assembly. Lineage: Eukaryota; Fungi; Ascomycota; Eurotiomycetes; Eurotiales; Aspergillaceae.
AUGGCUUAUGAUCCACGGCUAGCCGGUGCAGGCACUGCGGCUCAGAACGCUCCAACACCCCCCCCUCCUCCUGCGGAGACAGCUCAAGCUCCGAAUGCUAGCUCAAGCUCUGGUGGUCAAUCAGAUUCCUACAAACUCCGGUUCUGCACUGUAUGUGCUUCCAACCAGAACCGCUCAAUGGAGGCUCAUCUCCGUCUAUCUACCGCCUCGUCACCCUUCCCUGUAAUCUCCUUUGGAACGGGUUCCCUAGUCCGCCUACCAGGCCCCUCUAUCACACAACCUAAUGUCUAUAACUUCAACUCAACCUCGUACUCACAAAUGUACGAAGAGCUAUUCUCCAAGGAUGAGCGUCUGUAUCGAAAUAACGGUAUUCUGAACAUGCUCGAUCGAAACCGCAAUGUGAAAUGGGGGCCUGAGCGUUUCCAGGAUUGGGUGCCUGGGCUGCCGCGGAUAGACCAUGUCUCCAAAGGAGACAAGGGAGCUCAGGGGACUGAAGGAGGCGUAGUAGACGUCAUCAUCACCUGCGAGGAGCGGUGCUGGGAUGCUGUUGUGGAUGACCUCAUGAACAAAGGCUCUCCUCUAAAUCGGCCCGUGCAUGUGUUCAAUGUCGACAUCCGCGAUAACCACGAGGAAGCUCUUGUAGGCGGCAAGGCCAUCCUGGAUUUAGCUACACGACUGAACGAGACUGCUACCCAGGAACAAAAGGCACUCGGUGCUGAGGGCUGGGAGAACGGCACUGGCGAGGCUCGAAGGAGUUUCGACGAAAAGGUUCCUGAGAUUCUUGCAUCAUGGCAAGAGAAGUGGCCUAACCUGCCGGCACUGUGGACUCUCGCUUGGUUAUAG